AUGCCACGUUCCUUUUUGGUGAAGCAGCCGAAGGUUCACGAUUUCUCAUCUUCUAACUACUACCAUCAGCAGCAGCAGCACUGGGAGGACUCUUACACUGUGACACAUGCCAUCACAGAGUCGGCGACCAACUUGGCGGUGCGUUUGAGUGAAAAUGAUUUAAAUGUGCUGCUGUUGCGAGGCAGCGACAGGUGGAUCGAUCAGGAGCCAAACUAUUGCUCUACUGACUGUUUUGUCAAUGUCAGCACAUUGUGUAUAACUCGUAUUCAGCCACAAUGUGACUUUCACCCCCCGCCCCCAAUGAUAGCACUUGUUGGAGCCAGUAAAGGCUACAUCCACGAUUACAUUAUCCCCUCAGUGUUGCAGAGCACAAAGGAGCCAGGUCAUGAGCAGGACGGACUCUCCUCAAUGCCCCUGUACUCCCCAGGUGACAGUGGCGGGGAAGAGUUCUCCGACCAUGACAUGGAGCAUCCGGACAGUCCCGUUUCUAGUGGCACAGUUGAGUCAGACAGUAGCAGCCCUGAGUUGGAGGCGUGCGACAUCAACACCUUCCUCAUCUCUGAUGGCCGCUCCCGCCGUAGGCUGAACCAGAGGUGUCCGCGCAAGGGAGGCAGCCAAUCGGACAGCAGUGAGGGUAUCGGCUCGGCAGACUGCAGCCCCACCAAAGGGAAAUCCAAAGGGCGCCACAUGUGCGGCGAAUGUGGCAAGUCUUACGCCACGUCUUCCAAUCUGAGCAGACACAAACAGACGCACCGCAGUCUGGACAGCCAACAGGCAAGGAAGUGUCCCACCUGCCACAAGGUGUACGUGUCCAUGCCAGCACUGGCCAUGCACAUGCUGACCCAUGACCUGAAGCACGAGUGCACGGUAUGCGGCAAAGCCUUCAGUCGACCCUGGCUCCUACAGGGCCACAUGAGGUCCCACACUGGGGAGAAACCGUUCGCCUGUGCCCACUGUGGCAAAGCCUUCGCCGAUCGCUCCAACCUGCGCGCCCACAUGCAGACGCACUCGGCCUUCAAGCACUACUCCUGCAAACGCUGCCACAAAAGCUUUGCACUCAAGUCAUACCUGAACAAGCACUACGAGUCGGCCUGCUUCAAAGGGCACCAACCAGAGGACGACAGCAGCUCUGAGGACUGA
Perca flavescens (yellow perch) is the source of this 1140-nucleotide messenger RNA. RefSeq names its product transcriptional repressor scratch 2-like. Lineage: Eukaryota; Metazoa; Chordata; Actinopteri; Perciformes; Percidae. The transcript is spliced from 3 exons. The record is from RefSeq and is a predicted model, not a curated record. Bases 1 to 1140 code for a protein of 379 amino acids. Gene Ontology annotation, biological process: regulation of DNA-templated transcription. Gene Ontology annotation, molecular function: DNA-binding transcription factor activity, RNA polymerase II-specific; RNA polymerase II cis-regulatory region sequence-specific DNA binding.